AUUUGAUCUCAUCCAACUAUUUCCAUCGGUCUCUCCUCCUCCAAGGCUCGUGUCAGACAGUAGCCGCGCUGACCCCUUGCUCUAUCGUCUCACAUCGAGACGAGAGGAGCGGGGUCUGAACGAGCGUCUGUCUGUGUUUGUUUUGUGUGUAUGUGUUUGUGCGUGAGAGUGUGUGCGCGCGCGCCGUACGCUGACUGUCUGAGGUCAAGAAGGGGUUCGAGCGUAAAUUGUUAGAUGGGAUGCUGCAGCCGGAGAGCCAAUUUGUCGCCCGGUGUUGUUCCUGAGAGGACAGCGGACCUUGAAUGCGAGCAGCUCUGCCGGGAGAGGUUUUCAGCCUGACUAUGUCCACUGGAGUAUGAACAUGACUUCCCUCAACGAGUCAGAGGAGACCUCCACUCCCUCCUUCCCUCUCUCCUCCCUUGAACACAAUUACUCCCACUUUGUCACCCAUGACCCGUCAUUCUCCCCUUUUUCCUAUCCCACCUCCUCACUGGCGCCCUCCAACUGCACCAGCUCCCUGUCAGCCUCCUCUCCUCCGUACAACUUCUACGCCGUGCUGCUGGUGCUCCUGAUCUUCUGCGUGGUGUUCGGUAACGUGCUGGUCUGCGUGGCUGUGUCGAGGGAGCGCUCUCUUCAGACCACCACCAACUACCUCAUCGUCUCACUGGCUGUGUCAGACCUGCUGCUGGCUACGCUGGUCAUGCCCUGGGGCGUCUACCUGGAGGUGGUUGGAGAGUGGCACUUCAGUCUCAUCCACUGUGACAUCCUGCUCACCCUGGACGUCAUGAUGUGCACCGCAAGCAUCCUCAACCUCUGCGCCAUCAGCAUCGACAGAUACACAGCGGUAGCCAUGCCGAUGCUCUACAACACCAGAUACAGUUCCAGGAGGAGGGUGGCGGUGAUGAUUGCUGUGGUGUGGUUCCUCUCUUUUGCCAUCUCCUGCCCUUUACUGUUUGGACUCAACAACACUGACAGCCGGGAAGGCACCACAUGCAGCUUUGCCGAUCCAGCCUUCGUGGUGUAUUCAUCUGUGGCCUCCUUCUACGUUCCCUUCAUCGUAACGUUGCUGGUUUAUGCGCAGAUCUGCGUGGUGCUGCGCAAGCGAGGCAGACGCACCGCCCCGCCCCGCAGACGUGGCGUGCACACACAAGGCGGGGCUGAUGUGGGCGAAGGUCGGCGACACAGGAAGAAUAAGUGUACACAACCAGAGGAUGUGAAAUUGUGCACCCUGAUCCUGAGGCCUGCCACCGCUGGCCCACAGCGCAAGAAAGUGACCCUGGUAAAGGAGGCAAUGGUUCACCCUCUCGAAGUGGAGCCGGGUCAGUUCCUGCCACAGACUGAGCAGAGCCUAGCUUCUCCUACUGCUCCCCAAACCCCCUCCAAUUCGGGCCGUGCCAAGAUCUCCAUGGCCAUCUCAGUUGGACCUGCACCGGCUCUUCCCUCCACUGUGGCUCGGUCGGCCCUGAUGCCUCGUCCCGCCACCCUGGAGGACGGCAUGAGGGGCCGUGAGGGAUGGAGGGAACGCAGUGGAGGGAGAGAGAAAUGGGGGAUGACCAAAGAGAGGGUGAGAGGGAGGCUGUCUCAGCAGAAGGAGAGGAAGGCGACAAAGAUGCUCGCUAUUGUGCUCGGUGUGUUCAUCAUCUGCUGGCUGCCUUUCUUCCUGACCCACGUGCUGAAGGCCCACUGCAGUAGCUGCUGCAUCUCACCCUCACUGUACAGUGCCGUCACCUGGCUGGGAUACCUCAACAGUGCCGUCAACCCUGUCAUCUACACCACUUUCAACAUCGAGUUUCGCAAAGCCUUCAUCAAGAUCCUGCACUGCUGAAACCUGGAGAGAGGAAAAGCGUUAACUGUCAAGCCUGUCGUUGGUUUGAGAUCAGAGG
This is a messenger RNA of Etheostoma cragini (Arkansas darter), 1883 nucleotides long. RefSeq names its product dopamine receptor D2 like (gene drd2l). The coding region runs from base 356 to 1825 and encodes 489 amino acids. The record is from RefSeq and is a predicted model, not a curated record. Gene Ontology annotation, biological process: adenylate cyclase-activating adrenergic receptor signaling pathway. Gene Ontology annotation, molecular function: G protein-coupled receptor activity; dopamine neurotransmitter receptor activity, coupled via Gi/Go. The transcript has 8 exons. Gene Ontology annotation, cellular component: glutamatergic synapse; presynaptic membrane. NCBI's taxonomy places the organism in Eukaryota, Metazoa, Chordata, Actinopteri, Perciformes, Percidae.